Messenger RNA from Cuscuta europaea, 1154 nucleotides. The record is from the annotation of a GenBank genome assembly. NCBI's taxonomy places the organism in Eukaryota, Viridiplantae, Streptophyta, Magnoliopsida, Solanales, Convolvulaceae.
CCAGCCCAACAGCCGGCCCAAGAAUACCGAAAACGUGAGGCCCGAGUAACCAGAGUAUUACGGAGACUUCCAUUGGGAUUUCACGGCCGGCUUACGCUGGAACCGAGGAACGCCGACUCGCUGACCGCGGCUUCAGGCUCACUUCCAGUCCGAGUCACCUUCAGGCUUCACUGCGGACUGCGUCUGCCUCACCGCUUCAAUAGGUCAGGGGUUCAUCCUUCACUCUUCAGAUACUACACCGGCUACCCGAAAAAUCUUGGGCCAUCAAAAGUUAUUCACUUUACAUCGGAGCGUGAAUUCGUUCAGCUUCUUCAUCAAGGAAAUCCUGUGGUUGUUGCAUUCACUAUCAAGGGUAACUAUACAAGACAUCUUGAUAAAGUAUUGGAGGAAGCUGCUGCUGAGUUCUAUCCUAAUGUAAAUUUUUUACGUGUUGAGUGCCCAAAGUACCCUGGAUUUUGCAUAACGCGACAAAGGAAGGAAUACCCUUUCAUUGAGAUGUUUCACAGUCCAGAACAAGUAUUUUCGCGCACGCAAUCCCUAUUUAAAAGGGAGCUUUGUUAUGGUAAUAAAAUAUCCAAGAAAUAUUAAGAAGAAAUCAAGGAUAAGGCAUCUAAUCCGGGUAAGGUUGCUGAUCCAAAUGUAACAAGAUACUCUGUGAAAGUCUUACCUUUCAAUCAUGAUCUUAGUGCAUAUGGAUUCCGAGAGUAUUUCAAGAGGCAUGGAAUUCAAUCACCAGGUGGUCGUCCUCAGUAAAAUUUGUCAAGCGCAUGCAACUUAAUAUGGCGUUAUGCCCUGACAGCUUUGAACUUCCUAUGAUGAAGUAUAGUGGCGUGGCAUCCGUCUAUUACUACUAUCAUUAUUAACAUCAAUUUAUUAUUAUAUGGUCAUUAAUUAAUAUUAUUACAUCAUCAUCAUCAUCAGUACUCAUCAUCAUCAUCAUCAGUACUGGUAGUUAGUUAUUCCCCAGGACUUAUCUUUGUUUUAUUAUAUAUUAAGGUUUUGACAUAUUUAAAUCAAUUUUUUGCGCUUUAGUAGAAGAUUUAGCGUAGGUUUUAAACAUAUGUAACUCAUAAUUUAGUUUUUAUUUGAACCCAUCUACAUUUCAAGGCUUACUUGUGAACAUGUUUUAUACUCCCUCCGUCCCUGUAUAAAAG